AUGGGAAAUGCCUGGUCCCAGGGCCUCGAUGAUGCUGGUUAUGGCGAUGAACUUAGCACGAACCGGGGCUAUAACAAGCGAAUUCCUCCAAGCGAGGGUGGUGUACUUGAUGACCGUGGCCGACAAACCCGCGGCGAACACUUUGAGGGCCAGGGAGGUCCAGGCGACAAGUACUCCCAAGCAAAUCGAGAGCAGGGUGGUCGCAAUGACAAUGAUGUCGUUGAUGCGCCCUUCUCCCAGAGUACCGGUUUGGGCAGCGCAGGUGACAUUGCGACACAGGGCAAGCAAGCAUCGCGAGCAAACGUCGGCAGCAACCCGCCUGGUCCGGGCGGUGCCAAGUUCAAGGGCGAGAACUACUACACACCCGAGAGCGUUCCCGACAGCAUCUCGGCAGAAGGAUGGGUUGCCCCAGAGAGUAUAACGGAGGCGAGUCGGGAAGCCGAGAGGCUUGAAUGA
Molecule: messenger RNA, 456 nt
Organism: Ilyonectria robusta
Lineage: Eukaryota; Fungi; Ascomycota; Sordariomycetes; Hypocreales; Nectriaceae
Exons: 3
Coding region: 1-456 (151 amino acids)
Source: RefSeq, a predicted model, not a curated record